AUGUCCAUGCCUCGUAUCGCCACCAGCAUCGUCGGCCACGCACGCACAGCCGGCGUCGCAACUGCUCGCCGCGCCGCCACCGCCGCACGGCCGGCUUGCCGCCAUCAGUCGACUUUCAGCCACUCGAGCACCUCCCGAGCUGCUGGACCGCCAAGGCCUCUGGCUGUCUCCACGGCUGCCGUUGCACUCGGCAUCGCUGCUGCUUGCUACUACUCCACCCUCUCCGGUCCCAUCGAGCUCGAAGCGGCCUCGGACAUCAAGACGGCCGCCAGCCUCCCAUCGCUCUCCAGCCCGGAUUCGCACCUCGUCAUCGACCCAGACACCAACCAGGCACUCCCCCUCUACCUGCCCACGCCUGCCUCGUCUCUACCCGCGGGGACAGGUAAGCUCAGGCUAGUCGGCCUGGGCGUACGCACCGUCUCGUUCCUGCGCGUCCGCGUCUACGUGGCCGCAUUCUACGUCGACGAGAACCGACUGCAGCAGGUCGCGGCCCAGGGCGGCUUCCGAGGAGACGCCGACAGCAUCGAAAAGCAGGUCCAGAAGCUCAUCGAUCAGGGAGCACCGUGCGCCAUCCGCAUCGUGCCGGUGCGGUCGACCGACUUCGCGCACCUGCGCGAUGGCUUCGUCCGCGCGCUCCAAGGCCGACUCAAGAAGGCGAUCAAGGAGUCGACGAUCCCAUCGGGCACGGCCGCCGAGGAGACCUUCUCGCGGGGCAUCUCCGAGGUCAAGGAGGCGUUCCCGCGCGGAUCGGUGCCAAAGGGGUCGGCGCUCGACCUGGUCCUCGUCCCCACCGGCAAGGGUGCCAGCCUGAACUUUGAGUACGACGGCAAGGUGUUUGGCUCGGUCCGGGCUGGAGAGGCCGAAAAGGGAUUCACGGUGGCGCGAGAGCUCGCAUUGGCCUACUUUAGCGAAAAGGGCGAGAUCAGCACGCCGUUGAAGAAGUCGGUCGAGGAAGGCAUGUCAAAGGCUGUGGGUGCUUGA
Messenger RNA from Pseudozyma flocculosa PF-1, 981 nucleotides. RefSeq lists its product as uncharacterized. Gene Ontology annotation, molecular function: intramolecular lyase activity. The transcript is spliced from 3 exons. Lineage: Eukaryota; Fungi; Basidiomycota; Ustilaginomycetes; Ustilaginales; Ustilaginaceae. The record is from RefSeq and is a predicted model, not a curated record. The coding region runs from base 1 to 981 and encodes 326 amino acids.